AUGCCCAGAAGGGGGGUUAGAUGCUGGGAGGAGCUCCUUCCUGACGCGCUUGGGCUGAUCUUCAGGAAGCUGCCUCUGCAGGAGACGCUGACGGUGGUGCCGCGGGUAUGCAGAUCAUGGAGGAAGGUCGUUGCUGGUCCCUACUGUUGGCAGGAGAUCGACAUAGAAGAAUGGUGCAUGCACUGCAAACAGGACCAAAUGCACAGGAUGCUUCAAUUGCUCCUCGGCCGGAGCUCCGGCUCGCUUCGGAAGCUCGCCGUCUAUGCCGUCCCGGAUGAUGCUAUCUUCUCUUUCAUUGCAGACCACGGUGCUUCCUUGGACAGCCUCCGAGUCCCAAAAAGCCGUCUGAGUGAUGCCAUUUUUGAUCAAGUUGCAGAGAAGUUCCAGAAAUUGACCUCCUUGGACAUCAGUUACUGCGAGAACAUGGGAGCUCGAGCACUAGAGGCCAUCGGCAGGCACUGCAAGUCUUUAGUGUCUCUUAAAAGGGCAAUGCACCCACUGGGGGUACUCGAUAGAAGCUGCCAGGACGAUGAAGCCAUGGCUAUUGCGAAAACCAUGCCUCAACUCAAACAUUUGGAAAUGGCAUAUGUUCUGCUGACGACUAGUGGAGUUCGAACAAUAGUUACAGCUUGCCGGGAACUUGAGUUCCUCGAUGUGAGAGGCUGUUGGGAUGUGAAAUUGGAGGGGGAGGAGUGGCUGGCCAAGAGACAACUGGAGAAGGGCUUGAAGGUUUUGGGUCCAGAGGUGGUUGAUCGCUAUGAUCUCCAUUAUCUGGAAAGCUGCAGUGAUGAUGAAGACGAUGAGUGGGGCUCGAUAGGGGAUGAAGAUUAUCAUCUGGAUUGGGACCUUUAUGAUGAUGCGGAUAUAAUGCUGGAGAAUUUCGAUGGAAGCUCGGAUGGUAUGUGGGAUGAGGAUCAAGACCUGGACGGUCUGGAAUUAAGGCUGUAUGUUGCCUCAGACGAUUCAGACCAUGGAAUUGGUUGGGGACCUGGUUCGCCAUGAACAGUCUAUUUUUCCCUCCCCCUCUUUCUUUUGUGUUCCGUUGUGGAAGCUACUCUUGGCUAUAAAUAUGAGUAUGUAGAAUAUCUGUCUGUUAUGAUGUUUGUAUACAUUUGCUGUAAUGGAAAAACUGUUUUAACCUUUUGCAAUUUUUUCUUUCA
Messenger RNA from Nymphaea colorata (pocket water lily), 1160 nucleotides. RefSeq names its product F-box protein FBW2. NCBI's taxonomy places the organism in Eukaryota, Viridiplantae, Streptophyta, Magnoliopsida, Nymphaeales, Nymphaeaceae. The transcript is spliced from 3 exons. The record is from RefSeq and is a predicted model, not a curated record. The coding region runs from base 1 to 1002 and encodes 333 amino acids. Gene Ontology annotation, molecular function: protein binding.